UAGAUCCAAAUUGAGUGUAAUCCAAAGUUCAUCUUUAUCUUCUUCACAAGAAGCUAUUUUUUAAUCACAAAACAUCCACACUUUCAGGAUAUUAAUAUUAUCACUAAAAGAAAUACAGUCAGGACAUUAUCACUUAAAAAAAUAAGGACAGAAAGAGACGGAGAGUAAUGGAAGAGUUGAGGCCAAGAAAAGCAAACUCAUCGCCUCUAACCCCACUAGGCUUUCUAGAAAGAGCAGCCACUGUGUACGGUGACUGCACUUCCGUCAUCUACAACACCACCACCUACACGUGGUCACAGACCUACCGUCGAUGUCUCCAAGUAGCCUCAUCAAUCGCAUCGCUCGGCAUCAAGAGAGGUCACGUGGUGUCUGUCAUAGCCCCCAACAUCCCGGCCAUGUACGAGCUCCACUUCGCUGUGCCCAUGUCCGGUGCUAUCCUCAACAACAUCAACACACGCCUCGACGCCCGUACGAUCUCCGUACUCCUCCGCCACAGUGAAUCAAAACUCGUCUUCGUUGAUCACCUGGCUUCCUCUCUCAUCCUCCAAGCUCUCUCUCUCUUCCCGCCCAAUACUCAACGCCCCCAACUCGUCCUCAUCACCGACGAUGAUGAUGAUGGUGGUGAUUCUCUCUCUUCCUCAUCAUCAUCCACCGUUGAUUUUUGCUGCGAGUACGAGAGUAUGGUGGAGAAAGGUGAUCCUGAAUUCAAGUGGGACGAAGACCAAUUCUCGGAGUGGGACCCGAUGAUAUUGAACUACACUUCGGGUACAACCUCUUCUCCGAAAGGCGUGGUCCACUGUCACAGAGGGAUUUUCUUCAUCACCGUUACUUCUUUGUUAGAUUGGGGUGUACCAAAGCAGCCUGUAUAUUUGUGGACCCUACCUAUGUUCCACGCUAAUGGAUGGAGCUACCCGUGGGGAAUGGCAGCCAUGGGUGCGACCAAUAUCUGCCUUCGCAAAUUCGAUGGACCAAUAAUCUUUGAUCUUAUCAAAAAACAUGGUGUGACUCACAUGUGCGGUGCACCUGUGGUGCUGAACAUGUUAACAAACUCACCCAACAAUGAAAAGCUUCAAAACCCAGUUCAGAUUCUCACAGCAGGGGCUCCACCACCAGCUGCCGUGUUGUUCAGGACCGAGUCGUUGGGUUUUGUGGUGAGUCAUGGCUACGGGUUGACUGAAACGGCUGGACUCGUUGUUUCGUGUGCGUGGAAACGAAAGUGGAAUCGUUUGCCAGCGAGUGAAAGAGCGAGGCUAAAGUCUAGACAAGGAGUGAAGAUUAUUGGGAUGACUGAAGUGGAUGUUGUGGAUGCUGAGUCAGGAGCGAGUGUGAAACGAGAUGGGUUAACACUCGGUGAAGUUGUAUUCAGAGGUGGGUCAGUGAUGCUUGGUUAUUUCAAAGACCCAGAGGGUACCUCUAAAUGUAUGACAGAGAAUGGUUGGUUUUACACUGGUGAUGUGGGAGUUAUGCACCCAGAUGGGUAUUUGGAGAUCAAAGAUAGGUCCAAAGAUGUGAUCAUAAGUGAUGAGGAUAAAAACACUGGCAAGGGUGACGGCACCGGUGGAGAGAAUUUGAGCAGUGUGGAAGUUGAGUCUGUGCUUUAUACACAUCCAGCGAUUAACGAAGCAGCUGUGGUGGCUCGGCCCGAUGAGUUUUGGGGUGAGACACCUUGUGCUUUUGUGAGCUUCAAGGAAAGGUUGAAAUCGAAGCCGAGCGAGAAGGAGAUUAUGGAGUUUUGUAGAGCUAAAUUGCCGCACUAUAUGGUGCCUAAGACAGUGGUGUUUAAGGAUGAACUGCCUAAGACUUCGACUGGGAAGAUUCAGAAAUUUGUGCUCAGAGACAUUGCCAAGGCCAUGGGCUCCUCAAGGGUGAGUCGGAUGUAGAGUUGAGUUGGCUGGACUUUAGUCAACAACUCGUGAAGGAAGGAUAUUGAUUAAUAUUAAUUUGGGUAAGAUUUUCUUAAUAAACUAUAAAAAAGUGUGUAAUGAAAAUUAUUACUUAGAAUUAAAAUCCAAUUUUGAAGGCCCCAAUUCUGAGAUAAAUGGGGGCUUUGUCUCUUCUACAUUUUA
This is a messenger RNA of Quercus robur (English oak), 2066 nucleotides long. RefSeq names its product 2-methylpropanoate--CoA ligase CCL4-like. Lineage: Eukaryota; Viridiplantae; Streptophyta; Magnoliopsida; Fagales; Fagaceae. The transcript has 2 exons. Bases 168 to 1880 code for a protein of 570 amino acids. The record is from RefSeq and is a predicted model, not a curated record.